Molecule: messenger RNA, 549 nt
Organism: Besnoitia besnoiti
Lineage: Eukaryota; Apicomplexa; Conoidasida; Eucoccidiorida; Sarcocystidae
Exons: 1
Coding region: 1-549 (182 amino acids)
Source: RefSeq, a predicted model, not a curated record
AUGGCACGCGGAAUCUGUGGUCUCCUUGCUCUUGCGGCACUGAGCGCAACCGUCGCUGCCGCCGCCGACUCCAACACAGAGUACCCAAACUUCUUGGAGGCCUUCACUCGUCCUGCCGAUGCCAGCAAAAUGAUGGAACGGAUGGCACAGACCUUCAUCAACGCGGCCACUCAGAAUGAAGGCGUGAAGAUGAUGGAGCGAGCAAUUGGCUCUGUCGUCGAUCCUACCACUGUCCAUAACCUCUUCGUCGAGGCCAACAGAGGUGCCAGAUCUUUCUUGAACCCGUUUGAGGCUCUCUGGGGCAUGAGCAUGAGCCAAUUCCAGAACCGUGCUGCUGAAGGCAACGCCGAUGGAAGCGUCUCUGAAACGACUCCUCAGCGCGUUUUCCCUUUCUUCUUCCCCUUCACCGGAGCUUCUCCCGCUGCCAAGUACGGCCCCCGCUACGAGUUCCACGACCACAUCUACGAAUGCGGUGGCAGGCCGUGCGAUGAGUCCUGGUCUGUGUCCCACUCGUACUCUCACUCUCACUCUGUUUCCCGGGAAGAGUAA